This is a messenger RNA of Arabidopsis thaliana (thale cress), 1894 nucleotides long. RefSeq names its product RING/U-box superfamily protein. Gene Ontology annotation, molecular function: ubiquitin-protein transferase activity; ubiquitin protein ligase activity. The coding region runs from base 497 to 1393 and encodes 298 amino acids. Gene Ontology annotation, biological process: protein ubiquitination. Lineage: Eukaryota; Viridiplantae; Streptophyta; Magnoliopsida; Brassicales; Brassicaceae. The record is from RefSeq and is marked reviewed. The transcript is spliced from 5 exons.
UGCGGUAAGGCUUUUAAGGAACACGGUUUCGUGAUUAGAUACGUGUUUGUCUUAUAAUUGAAACCUUUUCCUCUUAUCCCUAUAUAUACUAUAUACUUGGCUCAUCAAAUACUCUGUUAGAUCAAAUCUUAAUUUAUCGCAAAAAGUAUUCUGUUCUUUUUUAUAUGGACCGGAGUCACAAUGACAUUAAAGAUUCCGAUCCAAGAGAUGGUGAAAAUGGUUGGCUCUUUAAGAUCUCAUGGCAUCGAUAUCCCUGAAUCAAUGGAAAUCAACAAAAAAGAGAAGAUCUAUGUAGCAGUGACAGAGAAAGAUCUAGAAAGCAAGUCUAGUCUCGUUUGGGCGAUACAGAACAGUGGAGGCAAAGAGUUUUGCAUCGUCCAUGUUCAUCAACCUAUCCGUAAGUAAUUAAACAUCCACAAGAAUCUUUUUAUGCAGAGGUUAAGGAUUAUUUGGUUAAAUUUGGAGUAUCUUGUGUUCUUGAUUUCAAGCGGGGGAGAUGUUUCACGAGCAGAAAUUGCGUCUCUACAGAAAAGAGAAGGACAAAGCACAUAAGAAUUCGGAGAAGUACCUUCAAAUAUGCAGGCAAAUGCAGGUCACUGCAGAGAUCAUAUAUAUUGAAACGGAUUCGGUAGAGAAAGGUAUCCUCCAAUUGAUAUCUCAGCGCGGAGUCACCAAACUCGUUAUGGGAGCAGCAGCUGAUAGACACUAUUCAAUGAGAAUGAGAGACUUAAAGUCCAAGAAAGCUAUUUACAUUCACAGAGAAGCGCCUGCCACUUGUCUUAUAUGGUUUACGUGCAACGGUUACCUAAUUUGUUCAAGGGAAGCUAGAAGAGCAAAUAACUUGUAUCUAGAAUGUGCAUCGUCAAAUUCUUUGAGUCAAUCCGACAUAACUAGAGGAACUGAAAGUAUAGUUAAAGAUGAUGAUCAUCUGAUCAAAUUAGCUGUCACAGAAGCUGAGGCUUCGAAAAGGAAAGCACGCUUUGAGGCAUGUAAGCGCGAAGAAGCUGAAAAAACUGCAGUUGAUGCACUCAAAAAGGCUAAACAAUGGGAAAAUGUGUAUUUUGAGGAGUUGAAGCAGAGGAAAGAAACAGAGAAGGCACUGAGGAAAAGAAAUGACGAACUUGAAAAGAUGAGAUCAGAAUCCGAGACCCAAAUAACCGAAUCUUAUACUGUGAUUAGAAAGCUUCAAGAAAAGAACAACUUAUCAAUGGAAACGUUUAGAGGAAUCAGAGAAGAACAAGAAGAGUUGAAGAUAAAGCUUAGAGAAGUAUCAAAGCUGAAGGGUAAGCGCGAGGAAGAGGAAGCUUCUACCUCUAACCACCGUGAACCGCCACAAUACUUUAUUUGUCCCAUUACACACGUGAGGAAACGUUACAAGAUCAAUGAAAACUAAAUGAUCAAAAUGUUAUAAUUUUAAGAAAAGAAAAAAAAGACCAACAGUUUUGUUAUUUGUAGGAUAUAAUGGAGGAUCCACAUGUAGCAGCUGAUGGAUUUACAUAUGAAGGAGAAGCCAUAAGCCGUUGGUUUGAGAGAGGACAUGAGACUUCUCCAAUGAUAAACAAAAGGCUUCCUCACACGAGCUUGGUUCCAAAUCUUGCUCUUCGAUCCGCAAUUCAAGAAUGGCUUCAACUUCGUGAAUUAUUGAACAGACCCUCUGCUUGCAGAGAGAUAUAAGUGAUUCGCCUUAAUCAGAGUGACAAAUUUAUCAUAAAUCAAAACAUUUUCAAAUUUUGUCAAUUCAACUUUCUCUAAUUAAUGUUUAUAUUAUUAUAUCAAUGCACAGUGCGUUACAACACAUAUGCUUCUUAGUUAAUAGGAGUUGUUACUCUAUCACUAGUAUUAUUGGUUUGGUCACUCUUUUUUGGGGUGGUUACGCACGUAUAUACUAAAUAUA